Molecule: messenger RNA, 790 nt
Organism: Gavialis gangeticus (Gharial)
Lineage: Eukaryota; Metazoa; Chordata; Crocodylia; Gavialidae
Exons: 6
Coding region: 85-756 (223 amino acids)
Source: RefSeq, a predicted model, not a curated record
UAGCCUUGUCCCCAGUUUCUGAAUUUCAGUUCUUGACUUCAUAAGCAAAGAAGUCAAACUACUCCUUUAACUACGCUAGCAACAAUGAAGUACCACGCUCACAGCCCUUGGAGUAUGCUGUUUUUCAUGAUUGCACUAUGGUUUGGUGCAGAUUGUCUUCAGACAAAAGCCAUUGAUGAUCAUGAUGAUUGUAAAAAUGCUAAUUUAACCAGUUUGACUCAACAGCUAAAGACAUUUUCCCAGUGCUUUGAGAAAAUGCUUCCCCAUAGCAGAAAUAAAAUUAAUGCCCUGGCAUGGAGAGUGCAACAUGUACUUGAGCUCCUGCGAAAAGUUCAGGCAAAAGCUUGCAAGGCACUAGACAAGUGCUCCCUUCCCCUGGCCCCUCCGAAUGGUGGUCUGGUGUGUGUCACCAUUGAUCAUGUCCACUACUGCAAGCCAAUGUGCAACCAGGAUUAUGACUUUGGAUUCCUAAGAAGAAGCAGGAUAUAUGAGCAAUGUGGAAGUUCUACUGGGUUUUCGUGGACAACACAGCUAGUUGGCGGAAACAGGCUAGCUGUUUGCAAUCCUGCAUCAACUGCUAUAAGUGGAGUUGCAUCUGCUUACUUCCCUCCUAAUGUAACCUGCUGGGAGACCAUAGCUGAUGCCACUGCUGAAAAACACCUCAUAAAUACCUUUCUUGGAGACCUUGCCAAAGAAGGGUUGGACGUAUUGGACAAACAUGACGAAGAUUUUGAUUGUAUAAUUUGUGGUAACUAGAUAUCAGCAAAUCCAAUAAACGUGAAGCACAGAG